AUGUAAGUAUAGGCAUACAUUUCUUUGCAACUUUCUGGCUCAGAUUUAUGUCACAGUUAGGUGCAGACGUCCGUACCUGCCUGGUAACAAACUUUGUAAGUAGAAGUGUUUUAUAGCUUGAUGGCUAUACCUGAGCGUUUGUAAAAUAAAAAAAGUUGUAUGAUGAAAUGCGCAAAUAGAAAAUAGGCUAUUCGAAGAAAUUGUGUUAUACAGCCUAUUUCAAGUUGCGGUAAGAAAUAGAAAUUUUAAGUCGAUAUGCUCAGAUCUGGUCUUAGGAAACAUGUUUUUGUUCAUAGUAACGUGCGUUAACAUGCUUGUCAGUAGAAUAAAUUGCUUCUAAUUUUUUAGUCGGUGCGUUAUCAAUUUCAAGUGACAGCACGCUUUAUUUUGUCGGUGAAAAGGAUUAUUAUUCUUACAUUGCAACCGUGUUAUCAGAGAUAUUAACAUAUAAAUGAUUCACUUAUCUUGUGGUAAUAGGUUGGUAACUUCAAGAAAACAUACUAAAUCUAACAUAAUCAGUAACAUACUAGUAUCCUAAUGGGGAUGGCGACAUGGACGGGGGGAGGGUAUGCGGGCGUGACGUCACUGGCGAAGCCGUCCUAUGAAUGCGACGGACAUUUUGUGAUUCUAUCUUGAGACCUGAAGAAAGCACGGCGGUGGAAGGACUGCCAGAUAUCUUCUAUAAAAUAUAAAAUCUGUUUAUAACAGAUAAUUUCGUCUAGAGUUGAUUUUAAAUGCUUGACGUCAGGAUUGGCUUGGGUAUCCUGUAACACCCAAUAAAGAAGCGCUUCUUUUAGCAAAAGGUGUGUGUUGUAACGCCUCAGCAUGGCUGUGGUCAUCCGCUUGCAGGGUCUCCCCAUUGUGGCAGGGACCAUGGACAUUCGCCAUUUCUUCUCUGGAUUGACCAUCCCGGAUGGUGGGGUGCAUAUUGUAGGGGGUGAACAUGGCGAAGCAUUUAUUGUUUUCGCCACAGACGAAGAUGCCAGGCUUGGUAUGAUGCGAACAGGGGGGUCCAUCAAAGGUUCUAAGGUAUCAUUGUUGCUGAGCAGCAAGACGGAAAUGCAGAACAUGAUUGAGCUUAGCCGCAGGCGGUUUGAAGCUGGCAGUGUAGAGGGAGCUGCAGGAAACGGUAACAGACCAGGCCCUCCUGCCACCUCUGGUGGAAGUGGGAGAGGUAGCAUGCCCACUUCUGGUCAAGGUUUCAGUAAUACAUCAACUUCUGCCACUACAGCUGUUUCUGCACACGAGCCAGUUAGCAUCAAAAAUGUGUCUACCUUUGCCCCCACUAGCAUGGGCAACAUGCCCAGUUUCAACAAUAACUUCAGUAGCCCCAGCAUCACGACGAUGGGUUCCACCAUGACAACUGCCAUGUCCUCCCUAAACUCUGUACCACCACCCAUACCACCCUUACCCUCCAUGCAAUCUUUACCACCCAUGCCUUCAAUGCCACCCUUGCCAGGUCCCCCACCUGUAUCAUCCCAUCCCUCAGUGCAAACAGUUUCCCCUUUGUCUGCGGUGCCACCUGUCCCUCCGAUGUCUCAUAUGCCCCACCUGUCUGCAAUGCCUCCUUUUAAUCCGGGUGUCCCUCCCCCAGGUGGACCUGGUCUGGCUACAUCUGGACCGCCUAUGUCCCUGGGAAGCCCCAACCACAUGUUCCUUAACCCCAUGAACCUUAACCCCCUUAAUCUCCAGGCUCACUUGAAGCCAUCAAUUACCAACCCUGAUGAGUAUUUCGUUCACCUGCAAGGCCUGCCCUUUACUGCAAACGAGUUAGAAGUAAGAGAAUUCUUUCAUGGAUUGGGUGUUGAAAAUGUUCGUGUCCUUAGAGAUAACAUGGGCAGGAGCAGCGGUCGAGCAUUAGUUAAAUUCUUUGCGCCCCAGGAUGCUUAUGAGGCAAUAAAAAGAAACUCGGCAAUGCUAGGGCAAAGGUAUGUGGAGAUAUCCCCAGCAACAGAGAGGCAGUGGCGAGAGUGUGGCGGUGGAUUUCUUGGCCAAAACCAGUCCAAACCUGGUCAUAACGCAGACCAGGACCGCCAUCGCCGUGGAAGUUCAAGUUCUGCGUCUCCUUCAGGACGUGAACGUGCAAGGUCCAGGUCUCCACAUAGGCAAGAGUUUUGUGUCUAUCUGAAAGGGCUUCCAUAUGAAGCUGAAAACAAACAGAUAUUUGAAUUUUUCAAAAACCUGGACAUUGUUGAAGACAGCAUUUACAUUGCUUAUGGACCUAACGGUAGAGCAACAGGGGAAGGUUUUGUAGAGUUCAGAAAUGAGAUGGACUACAAAGCUGCCCUUGGCUGCCAUAUGCAGUACAUGGGUAGUCGAUUCAUACAGGUCCACCCCAUCACUAAGAAGGCGAUGUUUGAAAAGAUCGAUUCCAUUCGCAAAAGGAUGCAGGGUACCCAAGGUGAUCAGAAAAGUAGUUCCACAGAGGGAGGAAAAAACCCAAGGAAUUGUGCCCACGUUUCAAAUAUCCCAUACAAUGUGUCCAAGAAAGAUGUACGUCUCUUCUUGAAUGGAAUUCAGUUAUUUGAGGAUACCUUAAAAGUUCUAGCUGACACUAAUGGCAAUGGCCUUGGCCAAGCAGUAGUGCAAUUUAAAUCUGAAGAAGAAGCACUUAAAGCAGAAAGGUUGCAUAGACAAAAGCUUAAUGGCAGAGAUGCCUUUGUUCAUUUGGUCACAUUUGACCAGAUGAAAGAAAUAGAAAGAAACCCACCACCUCAGUCCAGGAGGGGUCAGAAAUCUCAAGGUAAUGUCCAUUCACACGCACAAGGGCAGGGCCAGGUUCAAGCGCAGGCCCAUGUGCACGCUUAUCCUGCCAUGAGUGGGGAGGAGUUCAACUUCCUCAGAAACAGUGUAGGAAACCUAAACAACGGCCCUCCUUUUGUUGCUCAGUUCAGUGCCCCAGGCAAUGGCCUUGCUGGCCCCCCUCCCUUGCCACCUCUUGGUUCCACGCUGGGAGACGUCACACUUGGUGUGCCACCACCAUUGGUCGGUGCUCACUUGCCCGGACAAGUUCUUGAGCCGCCAGGGUUCCGCCCAGGACCAGGUAGCAAUGGACCUCCUGGUUUUGUGGGUGGCCCAGAGAGUCUGAGAGGUAUCCCACCUUUCGAUAAUGGGUCUAGGAAAGGGGGCAACCACAACAGAGGAGGGCAACAAGGCCCCACUGGGGGCCCUCAACCUUCCUUUGGGUCCGCCUCUGACAAUCUGAGAGGGCCAUCUGGGGGUGGUGGCCCCAGUAACCCUCGGCCCACCAUUGUCAAGAUUCAGAAUAUGCCCUUUACAGUUACAGUAGAUGAGAUACUUGAUUUUUUCUAUGGCUAUCAAGUGCUGCCUGGUUCUGUAUGCCUUCAGUUCAGUGAAAAAGGGCUGCCAACUGGCGAGGCGAUGGUUGCAUUUGAGUCCCACGAUGAGGCUAUGUCUGCAGUCAUGGAUUUGAAUGAAAGACCCAUUGGAGCAAGGAAAGUGAAGUUAACUUUGGGAUAGACUAUAAGUGGUCUUUUGGGAGUUUGGCAUCUUUCAAUUAAUCUGACAUCUCUUUUUCUUCACUGCACUGGGAGUGAAGUUUUCUUUUUUUCUUUCUUUUUACCGCCCUCCUCCCAUUUUCCAUGUAACGAUGAACAAGAUUAUAGUUCCUUACUAAAUGGAAACAAAUGAAAUAUCCUCCAUUUUAGCAGGAUGAACUGACACAUUGCGACAUGAACGUUUUUAUGAUGGCAAAUAGCGUAAGGCGAUUAUUGUUCAAUCAUGUGAAGUGCAGAUGUUCUGCAUCCAGAACUUUGAUGGGGUGAGGCUGAUAUUUUUUGCAAGUGUAAAUGCUGUGCUGUGUUUUUAUUGGCAAUUAUGCUAUAUCACUUUUCUGAUGUCUUCACUGUUGUAUUGUUGUGAUUGGUUUAUUGCAAAAGUGGUGUACAUCAAAUGCUGCCAUGAUUUGCGUGUGCACAGAGCUCACAUUGGGUUUACGCAUUGCUCUAUUUGGUUCAUAUUUCUCUACAAUCAAUUAACGCAAGUGUGUGCUGCAAUGUUUGUUGCUUUUGUGGGAUUGCGUGCUAAUGUCUGAGGACUCAAAAGAAAUGCUGUCUCCAUGAAUGCACCAACCUUCCUUUCCUGUCCCUGCAAGAGUUCUGAUAUGGCAAUGUGAUGCGUUGUGUAUAUGAUGGCUUUUUCCUUACGGCGAUAUGUUUUCUUUCAAGUCAGCUGUUUUCUGCUAAGAUGUAGACUAGUUGGAAUGUCAGUUUUGUAGUGCUCUCUCGAACCAAGUUUAAUUCCUUUUUUUUUAUUUUUUACUUUUAAGUUCCAGCUUUGUGUUGCAGUUGUGUACAUACUGUUAAGUCUACUUAUUUUGUCAAUAAAAUGACAUUCCUGAAAUGAUGCAUCUAAA
This is a messenger RNA of Clupea harengus (Atlantic herring), 4375 nucleotides long. RefSeq names its product copine I (gene cpne1). Gene Ontology annotation, cellular component: plasma membrane. Bases 826 to 3480 code for a protein of 884 amino acids. The record is from RefSeq and is a predicted model, not a curated record. Gene Ontology annotation, molecular function: calcium-dependent phospholipid binding. Gene Ontology annotation, biological process: positive regulation of tumor necrosis factor-mediated signaling pathway; regulation of canonical NF-kappaB signal transduction; cellular response to calcium ion. The transcript is spliced from 3 exons. Lineage: Eukaryota; Metazoa; Chordata; Actinopteri; Clupeiformes; Clupeidae.